AUGGAUUUCCGGCCCGCGUCGCGCAUGGGCGAUGCAGAUGAGUCCAUACUAGCCGAACCAUACCGACCGUUCUACAACAUCUUCGGAAGCCAACCCAUCUUAGUAAAACAAAACAAUGAUUAUGACCGAGUGGCCUUUAAGGAGAGACCUUGGUUUGGUGUACUGCUGUUUGAUAAUGUAUCGUCGGAUGCAAGGGACCAUGCUGCGAAUGAACGAACAUUUCUGUCCUGGCUGAAGCUUAGUGUGUAUAUGGCCAUUGUAUCUGUAGCUAUCGUCCUCUCGUUCCACCUCAAAUCAGAACCCACACCACUUGAAAAGCGUUUCGCACUACCGUUGGGAAUCAUUUUUUGGUUGCUUUCCAUGGCAUGCAUGCUGUCAGGAUUGUCGAAUUAUAUUCAUACGAUCUCACGGUAUAGUCAGCGGCGGGCAUUGGUGCAGACGGGCUGGAAGACGCAGGUCGUUUUCACGGUGGUGUCAUGUGCCAUUGUUGCGACGUGCAUAUUGUUCCUCUCAACCAACGCGGAAAAGUGA
Molecule: messenger RNA, 531 nt
Organism: Alternaria postmessia
Lineage: Eukaryota; Fungi; Ascomycota; Dothideomycetes; Pleosporales; Pleosporaceae
Exons: 4
Coding region: 1-531 (176 amino acids)
Source: RefSeq, a predicted model, not a curated record